AAACCGUGUACGCACCUCGAAUGAACCAAGAAAGUCGAAUUGUUGAUUUUCAAGAAAUAUAACAAAAUCGCACUGAGGUACUUAUAGCGGAUCCAAGAAAAAAGCGCGGUUGCGCCGCGAUUUUAAAACUUAAUCACAAAAGUUAUCAUUGCGCUAGCCGCUGCGCGAUUUUACAUCAGAGUGCGAUCACUGUAAGAAAACAUUAUCGCUCCGUGAACACGAAUAAAAAAUGAGUUAGUCGUGAUCGCGCAGCAGUGACUUCUUAGCGGUCGCGGCGUGAGUUAGGCGAUUGGGAUUUGCGCCGUGAAUGAAGCAAGAAAGUCGACUUGGACAGGUUAGCUUUUAAAAUCUGAUUUUUGUAUACAUUUUAGAUAUGAUUGAAGAAGAUUCUGACUAUUCUUACGAGUUAUUGAGACAAACUCAUGUCGAAGAAUGUGCAAAACUAAUAUCAGAAGCAUUUGUCGACAAUGAACCCCUUGCUUUUUAUUCCAAAAUGACAAAAGAAGAAUUUUACGAUUAUAUUCAUCCGCUUAUCAAAUCACUAUUAGAAGAACAAUUAUCAUUUAUUGUUUUUGACAAACAAACGAAUCAGAUUGUCAGCUGUUUACUUAGCGGGGACUUGUAUCUACAACAUCAACACACGUCAUAUUAUGAAGACGAUGAUCCAGUAACUGAUUUAUUGGCAGAGUUAGAUGAACGAUUUCUAGUUGAAUUUCAAAAAACAAAUAAAUUUAAAGAAAAAACAAUUCUACAUGUUUAUUACGGUGCAACUAAACAAGAUUUUUGUGGAAAAGUUUUAGUUAUUUGUUUAUUAUGUGUUCGUAUUAAUAACGCGUCCUUUUUAACACCAGUGUCACCUUCACCACCUACGCCUGAGCAUAUGACGAUAGAUCCUUGCACACAAAAUGAUGUGCAAAAACUAUUACCGCUUGCACAGACAAUGGCUCGUGCUCGACUGGAUGGCAUGUAUCUUCCGAGUGUACAACAUAUGAUGCAAGGAAUAGAUGGCUAUGAACAAGGAUUUACUGUUCGACAGCUAUAUAUUAAUGAUGAGUAUUUUUGUAUACUCUAUUGGAAUGAUAUUCUAUUAGCCUACAAUAAAAAUCGUGAUUCACAAAUUCUGGCCUGUGAGGCUGCAUACAAACUUAUGAUUGCCACAUUCAAAAUGAAAACAUGGGCAUUGAGACCAGUUUCUACACCAUGCCGUAGUAAUGCAGAAAUCUAUGAAGGAUCAAGAUGCAUUUUAGAAAUGAAUUAA
Molecule: messenger RNA, 1258 nt
Organism: Didymodactylos carnosus
Lineage: Eukaryota; Metazoa; Rotifera; Eurotatoria; Philodinida; Philodinidae
Source: the annotation of a GenBank genome assembly